AUGGCGCUUCUCUAUGUUGAAACUGCUGUUGCACGUCUUACUUUUCUGGACGGCACCACACAAGCGCCUGUGGCCCACUUGCCGUUUUGCCUUGUGGCCCUUUUUGUCGUUUUCGAUGUCCGUCAGAUGCCGGUAAUUACACGACAACGUCCGGUUCUCGUUCAUUACGACAUGCCUCUAAAGGCUGGUGCUGGUUCCAUGGUGCUCUUUCCUCAUUCUCGCGAUGACGAAUCUACGAAAUGA
Messenger RNA from Sporothrix schenckii 1099-18, 243 nucleotides. RefSeq lists its product as uncharacterized. The record is from RefSeq and is a predicted model, not a curated record. Lineage: Eukaryota; Fungi; Ascomycota; Sordariomycetes; Ophiostomatales; Ophiostomataceae. The transcript has a single exon. Bases 1 to 243 code for a protein of 80 amino acids.